UGAGAGCCGCGGAGACCUCAGACGGACCUUGGCCCGCGCUCAGACAGCUUCACGCGUAAGCCUGAGGCGCGCCCCCAGCCAGCCAUGGCCCGGCUGCUGCGGGCAUCCUGCCUUCUCUCCCUGCUCCUGGCUGGCUUCGUCCCGCCGAGCUGGGGUCAGGAGAAGUCGAAGACUGACUGUCAUGGCGGCAUGAGCGGCACCAUCUAUGAGUACGGAGCCCUCACCAUUGAUGGGGAGGAGUACAUCCCCUUUAAGCAGUAUGCUGGCAAAUACAUCCUCUUUGUCAACGUGGCCAGCUACUGAGGCCUGACAGGCCAGUACAUUGAACUGAAUGCACUACAGGAAGAGCUUGCACCAUUUGGUCUGGUCAUUCUGGGCUUCCCUUGCAACCAAUUUGGAAAACAGGAACCAGGAGAGAACUCCGAGAUCCUAGCCUCCCUCAAAUAUGUCCGCCCAGGUGGAGGCUUUGUCCCCAACUUCCAGCUCUUCGAGAAAGGGGAUGUGAACGGGGAGAAAGAGCAGAAGUUCUACACUUUCCUGAAGAACUCCUGUCCACCCACCUCAGAGCUCAUGGGCUCACCUGGCCGCCUUUUCUGGGAUCCCAUGAAGGUCCAUGACAUCCGCUGGAACUUUGAGAAGUUCCUGGUGGGGCCAGAUGGUCUGCCUGUCAUGCGCUGGUACCACCGGACCACAGUCAACACCGUCAAGAUAGACAUCCUGAACUACAUGAGGCGGCAGGUGGCCCUGGGGGCCAAGAAGUAACUGUUGCCCGCCCCACCCCAUGUCCACCGUGCAGGGGCUGGGGGGCUCUGUCCAGGAAGGAAUCCAUCUCCUACCACACUACACACCCACCAUGGACCCCUCCUAUUAUACAAGGCCCCUGCCUGACACAGAUAUGUGCAUCCGACUAUAAUGUGCACUGCUGUGUGUGCAGUUUUUGCACACAUACCCACAGGUGUGUGUAACCACGUGUGCAAGGUGUACCACCAUGUGUGCCUAGUGAGUGAAUAUCCAGGAAAUGUGUACCCACGUGUGUGCCCACAGCUGUGUGCUUGGUAGAGUGCUGGGGAGUAACACUCCUUCCUCACCAGUUCUGUUCCAAUGAUAACCAUUCACUUUCACCUGAGCCUAAAGGAGCUACAAGGUCCAUUUGUCCUGCUCAAACCUGGACCUCAAUGUUGAAGCUAAUUAUCUCCCACUGCCUCCAAGUACAGCCCCCCACUGGGGUCCCCAGAAGCCUCUGGUUCUACCACACCGUCCAACCGCCCCUCCAUCAUAUAGGCAGAUUUUGUCCCAGCCCCUUCUCCUUCCUGAAGGGCCCUCCCAAGCCCCUGUCCCCACCCAGUAGUGCUCCCUGACAUCAGCCACGGCAGAGGUGAGAGCAAAGGCUACGUCCCCGUGUCAAGAGCGGCAUCUCCAUGAUGGUGGGGCCCGAAGCCCCUGUGGCGGACCUCCCCAGAGCCUGUCCCAUGGGCCAGCCCUUAGUGCAUUCAGGCAAGGCCCUGGACAGGGAUGCCAUCCCCGCUCUUUCAGGGCACGUGCCCUCACCCUCACCCUGGUCCAUUGGCGCUAGACUCAUGCCCCUGUCUGCCCAGUAAAGGCCUUUCUGCA
Messenger RNA from Loxodonta africana (African savanna elephant), 1611 nucleotides. RefSeq names its product glutathione peroxidase 3 (gene GPX3). Gene Ontology annotation, biological process: response to oxidative stress; hydrogen peroxide catabolic process. Lineage: Eukaryota; Metazoa; Chordata; Mammalia; Proboscidea; Elephantidae. The record is from RefSeq and is a predicted model, not a curated record. The transcript has 5 exons. Gene Ontology annotation, molecular function: selenium binding; glutathione peroxidase activity.